This is a messenger RNA of Adineta ricciae, 1473 nucleotides long. The record is from the annotation of a GenBank genome assembly. Lineage: Eukaryota; Metazoa; Rotifera; Eurotatoria; Adinetida; Adinetidae.
AUGAGUAAACAGAGUGAAGUUGAUUCGGAUACAGAUACUCUUCAAGAGUUGGGAUAUACGCAGGAACUCUAUCGUGGGUUCUCACCAUUUAUGUCCUUUGCUUUUUGUUUCACAACAGUCAAUGUUCUAACAUCAAUUUCAAUUGGUUUCACUUAUGCGCUGAUAACAGGCGGAUCAGGUGUUAUCAUUUGGUCGUGGAUUUUCGGGUCAUUCUUUACAAUUCUUAUUGGCCUCUCGUUAGCAGAAAUCUGUGAUGCGGCUUUUUCAUCAGGUUUUGCCUCAAUCAUUAAUGCCGCAUUUGUACUUGAUGGUAAACAACCGUUGAGUAUUCAUAUUCAAGUAGGUAUUAGUGUUGGAAUUACAUUUAUCUGGGCUGUGCAAAACGCACUUCGGAUCGAUCAACAAGGAUGGCUGAAUAAUAUAGCGACAUUUAUACAAAUUUGUUCGACAAUAGGUACAGUGCUUGUUCUUUUUCUCAUGACUCCACAACGAGCAACGAUUUCUGAUGUAUUUACGUCAACUUAUAACGAAACUGGUUUUCCGUUCAUCUAUGUGUGCUUUAUCAGUAUUCUAUCCACACUUUUUUCAUUUUCUGGUUACGAAGCGGGUGCACACUUAGCUGAAGAAACUCGAAGUGCUGGAAAGGCAGCUCCUCAUGGUAUCGUUGGUACAUGUAUUUGCAGUGCAAUCGUUGGUUUUGUCUAUUUACUCGCUCUUCUUUUCGCUAUUCCAAAUGUAACAAACUUCAUGGAAGUAAAUAAUUAUGAUGAAAUGAACUUAUCUAUCGCUGUUUAUCGAUUAGCAGUACCACAUAAAGGUGCUCUAGCACUGACUAUUUUACUUAUUAUAAAUCUUCAUUUCGGAGGAAUGUCAGGAAUGACGGUGACAAGUCGGAUUGGUUUUGCGAUGGCUCGUGAUGGUGUUUUCCCAUUCUCACGCUACCUUCGAUGGAUAUUCAAACCAACGAAAACACCUUUGGGGAAUGUUCUAUUCGUUUUUCUGAUCGAUUCAACUCUUCUUUUACUUCAACUAUUGUCCACAACUGCAUUCGCUGCAAUCAUCGCGAUUGCUACGCUUGGUUACCAAGUUUCAUAUCUAAUUCCUAUUUUCCUCCGAUGUACAUCUGCGCGAAAGAAAUUUCCUCGUGGAGAAUUCAAUCUCGGUCGAUUCGGUGUGCCCAUCGCCAUCAUUUCAUCGAUUUGGUUGGCAGUCACGUCCACUAUCAUGCUUUUUCCGGCAAAUUAUCCGAUAACGAAAGAGAACAUGAAUUACGCGGUUGUGGUCAUCGGUGGUGUUGCCAUUAUCGCUUCAUUGUACUGGAUAUUCUCUGCCCGACACUCGUUUGCUGGACCGAAACGAACGGACACCGAUCCCAGUCCAUUGCCUCCAGGACAUAUAACUGCUGAAGAUGCGGUGAAAGAAUCAAUCUUAACAGCACCACCGUCGCCAGAAACGAGAGAUUCGCGAAUGUAA